Sycon ciliatum is the source of this 2109-nucleotide messenger RNA. RefSeq names its product synapse-associated protein 1-like. Bases 336 to 1271 code for a protein of 311 amino acids. The record is from RefSeq and is a predicted model, not a curated record. The transcript is spliced from 11 exons. Gene Ontology annotation, biological process: TORC2 signaling; regulation of short-term neuronal synaptic plasticity. NCBI's taxonomy places the organism in Eukaryota, Metazoa, Porifera, Calcarea, Leucosolenida, Sycettidae. Gene Ontology annotation, cellular component: synapse; nucleus; Golgi apparatus.
AAGAUCUUGAUGAAGCAUCGUUUUCAAAAGCCAUCAAAACUUACUUGAACAUGAUGGUUUGAAUUAGAAUUUCUUUUGUGUUGGCUCUUUCACCACUCCCACCCAGUGAGCUAGUCUCUCUCCAUCUCUCUCUUGUUGAAGAAGGCAAAGAGUGCACUGUUCUUGGUCGACAGUGUUCUAGAUCUGCACGUAGUCGUAACAACGAGUGCUGAUGACUUCUGGCUGUCAAUUAAUUAUUUUUAGCAUUUUGUGAGUGAUCAGGAUCUGUUGCACGUUGCCUGCCCUUGUAUUUGUAAAGGCGAUAGGAACAAACCUCUAGCGUUAUCCGAGGAGACAUGUUCAGUAGCUGGUGGUCAGGGGAGAAGUCACCAGAUGGUGAGGGAGGGGAUUCUGCAGCACCUGAUCCAUCUGAUGAUGUAGCAACCGCUGCAAAAGAGUCUGGGAAGGCUGCUCUGGAUGGUCUGUGGAAUGUCGUGUCCAAAGUAGCAACAACUGUGACAGACAAUGUACCGGGUAUUCUUGCUGACUUCAGUGCUGAGGAGGAAAAAUUCAAAAGGCAGAAAAGACAUCGACACACUGAUGCUGCUGUACCGCCGUGGGUUGGUUACAAUGAGGAGGAAAUAAUGCGGACACAAAUACUGGCAUUGUCCACGGAUAAGAGGAAUUUCCUGCGGAAUCCACCAGCGGGUGUUCAGUUCCACUUUGACUUUGCAGUCAGCUUCCCAGUAGCCAACGCCAUACUUGAAGAAGACCCUAUGCUUGAGAAGAUGCGCUUUGAACUCGUGCCUAAACAAGUGACGGAGGAGAUCUUCUGGAGAAACUAUUUCUACCGGGUGUCCCUGAUCAAACAGUCGUCGCAGCUCUCUACGUUAGCGACGCAACAGAAUGCUGAGCUCUCAGAGGCUCUGGCUGAGGAUGCAGCAGCAGCAGCAGGAGCUAGCAGCGGCAGUCACAGUGAUCUAACCAGUGUUAGCCCUGCUGCUGAAGCAUCAUCGUCAGGUUCAGACGUGGGUGCUGCUGCUGAUGUUGCGGAACAUGAGGAACCUGAGGAGAACGCUGCAGCAGAGUUCAUCAGUGAUGACUUUGUAGCUGAUGCGGCUGAUGGAGCUCAAGACGAGGGGGAGAAAGAACUUCAUCAGGAGCUCAAGGAUCUUGGAAUGGAUGAUCUCGAGGAGAUUGGGGACUUGCCCGAGGGUGAUGAAGUUAAUGAUGCAGAAUGGGAGAAGGAAAUCCAAGCAAUGUUGGAUAUGGAAGAGCCGACCACCACAUGAUUCGACGACCCUAUCCUUCUUCCCUGCGCUCAUUCUGUUUCCUGCACGUGUGUGUAAGUCCAUGGCGAGGUGUGUGUGUGUGUGUGUGUGUGUUUGUGUGUGUGUGUGUGUGUGUGUGUGUGUGUGUGUGUGUGUGUGUGUGUGUGUGUGUGUGUGUGUGUGUGUGUGUGUGUGUGUGCUGUGUGUGCUGUGCUGUGCUUGUCUAUUGAUCUGUGCGGGAGCCACAUUUUGAAAAUACACGUACUAAAGAUGAAUGUCAUCAGAUUGCCGUGAGGGAUUUUCCAACGCUUUCGUGUUGUUAAAAUUCUAGCAUACACCGCUGGAUCUCUUGCUCUGCUGCGUCUAAUCUUAUUUCUAAGCAAAUCAUGUCCCAUUCAGUCUUAUUCAUGCCUCCAUGGAGUCUUUGCAUUGGACGUUUUUUGUACUCUAAUUUUCUAAACAAACAUUCUAUCAUUUAUCUUCUCUCAUCACCCCCCCCCCCCCCUUCUCUCUCUUCCCUGUUUUACGUUUCCCUUUCAAACUGCCAUUGUUGGUACUGCUGGUUCAACCAACCUUGGGAGUACUGUUCUAACCAAAAGACAGCCUUGAAGUCUGUGCUGCUUCUUUUGUUUUUGUUUUUGUUUAUUCACUUUUAUUUGCUUUCUGCUUGCAUGUGCAUGUGCAUGUGGUGCUCCUUUCUUUUUUUAAGUCUACUCCAGUUUUUUUAACCUUUCCUCGUAAAACCGAGGUGUUCACAAUCUUGUUUUGGCCAUUGGUAUACAGUAUCUGCAGCCCAGCUGAUUCAUUUUGUAGCGCAGUUGCCUGUCGUUGGUCGUUGCAUUGGAUUGUGUUGAGCUGA